AUGACUAUUUCUUUACCAAUUAAUUAAUUUACUAUUAAAUACAAUGUUUCAGGUACCUGCUACUCAUGACGAAUGGAAUAUUAUAGAAAGAGGUUUUAAUUCAAGAUGGAAUUUUCCGGGGGCAUAUGGCGCCAUAGACGGGAAGCAUGUAAUGAUUCGUGCACCACCUGAUUGUGGCAGUGAUUUUUAUAACUACAAAGGGUCAAACAGUAUAAUUUUAUUAGCGGUUGUUGAUGAUGAUUAUUGUUUUAGCUAUAUUAAUGUUGGAGCUAAUGGGAGAUGCUCGGAUGGCGGUGUUUUCCAAAAUAGUUCUAUUUUAAAGGAUCUUGAAAAUGGCAUGUUACCAACUGGUGGUUUUUUUGUAGGAGAUGCAGCAUUUCCACUCAGAACGUAUUUAUUGAAACCUUACCAACACUCACCUCUGACGUACGAACAGAAGAUUUUUAAUUACAGACUAUCUAGGGCGCGCAGAAUAGUUGAAAAUGCAUUUGGCAUCCUAGUGUCCAGAUUUAGGAUUUUUGAAAAACCUAUUGGAACAGAUGUGUCCACAAUAGAUAAAAUCAUACGUACAGCUUGCGCUGUACAUAACUGGCUGAGGAAGACUUCAAAUAAUUAUUUAAUUAGAGACAAUGUAGACUAUGAAAAUGUAGACACUGGGGAGAUUAUACCAGGUACAUGGAGACAGGAAAACCUAACAUUAAUGUCAAGUAUUGACCGAGUAGGAAGUAAUCACUAUUCAAGACAGGCCAGAGAAAUAAGGGAAAAACUUAGUAAAUAUUUUGUAAACGAAGGUGCUGUCUCAUGGCAAUCCAGAAUGAUUCAUUGA
Myzus persicae (green peach aphid) is the source of this 826-nucleotide messenger RNA. Its product is annotated as putative nuclease HARBI1. The transcript has a single exon. NCBI's taxonomy places the organism in Eukaryota, Metazoa, Arthropoda, Insecta, Hemiptera, Aphididae. The record is from RefSeq and is a predicted model, not a curated record. Bases 44 to 826 code for a protein of 260 amino acids.